Messenger RNA from Laccaria bicolor S238N-H82, 171 nucleotides. RefSeq lists its product as uncharacterized. The coding region runs from base 1 to 171 and encodes 56 amino acids. The record is from RefSeq and is a predicted model, not a curated record. NCBI's taxonomy places the organism in Eukaryota, Fungi, Basidiomycota, Agaricomycetes, Agaricales, Hydnangiaceae. The transcript has a single exon.
AUGCAAAAUGCGGUUACCAGGCUCGGGUAUACCAGCGAAGGAACAAGCGGCCACAUCUUCCCCAUUGAAGAGCUCCACACUGUCCCGUUGUACAGGCUGCACAACGCCGCGAUUGGAGACCACAUCUAUACUACCAACGCGGAAGAGCGUGACAACGCAGUCAAGCAUUGA